This is a messenger RNA of Guillardia theta CCMP2712, 957 nucleotides long. RefSeq lists its product as hypothetical. The record is from RefSeq and is a predicted model, not a curated record. The transcript is spliced from 2 exons. The coding region runs from base 1 to 957 and encodes 318 amino acids. Lineage: Eukaryota; Cryptophyceae; Pyrenomonadales; Geminigeraceae.
AUGGUUUCCACUUUUUCACAUUGCGGAGGUUGUGAAAUUUCGGUCGGAUUUGCGGGGAAGCGAAUUAGAUCGCGGUAUAAGGCGGAUGUUGUUGUUGGAGACUUGAAACGCUCUUCAGACGUCAAACGUGUUCAUUCGACGUCAGCCGAUUCGCAUACAGUCAUGGGCUGUGGUGCUUCCCGCAAGCAAGUCCAAGAGCCGGAACCUCCUGUCGUUCAGGAGAGAAUCCCAGCGCUGCCCGAGGAUGGCAAUGCAGGGCCAGGGAUCAAGCGCACACGAUCGAGGGCGAGAAGGGGCAGCGACGCGGCGACGUCCUUCUUUGAUAUCCCUCCAUCCUCUGCGACAGAGCAAAUCAACGGAACAGAGACAGCAGACAAGCCUGUCGACCAGCGAGCCUACCUGAUGGAGGGGCUGGGCGAGGGAGGAGGAGGCGAGAGCCGAGCUCUUAUGGAGGAUCUUGCGCUGAACGGAGCACUAGCCUCGCCAAGGCCGCAGAAGGCGGAGCAGGAGGAGGCGGUAGAGGCGAAGCCGCAGAGCCAGUCGUACCUGAUGGAGGGGCUGGGCGAGGGAGGAGGAGGCGAGAGCCGAGCUCUUAUGGAGGAUCUUGCGCUGAACGGAGCACUAGCCUCGCCAAGGCCGCAGAAGGCGGAGCAGGAGGAGGCGGUAGAGGCGAAGCCGCAGAGCCAGUCGUACCUGAUGGAGGGGCUGGGCGAGGGAGGAGGAGGCGAGAGCCGAGCUCUGAUGGAUGAUCUUGCGCUGAACGGAGCACUAGCCUCGCCAAGGCCGCAGAAGGCGGAGCAGGAGGAGGCGGUAGAGGCGAAGCCGCAGAGCCAGUCGUACCUGAUGGAGGGGCUGGGCGAGGGAGGAGGAGGCGAGAGCCGAGCUCUUAUGGAGGAUCUUGCGCUGAACGGAGCACUAGCCUCGCCAAGGCCGCAGAAGGCGGAGCAGGAGGGGUAG